AUGAAUUCCAAUAAUUAGAUUGAAUUCUACUUGAAUUCAUAACAAGUGGAUUUUAUUUAAAUGAAAUUGCCCUAGGGUUUCUCUUUACACUUGGCUAGUCUAAUUCAUUAAAGAGAAUAAAGGAUUUCUAAAAAAGUUUCCAGGUUUGAUGCAACUUUCAAGACCCAUAAACUGGAAUAGACAAGCCAAGAAGAUAUAGCACCAAGAAGAGCAUAAAGAAUACAACCUCAAAAAUAAAAGGAUAAAAAAGAGCCAGAUAAUAAACCAUAAAAAAUUCUGCAAAAAUAAAAGCAUCAUUAAUAUAAUUAAUAAUAAUCUUAAUAAUCGUAGCAAUAACAAUAACAACAACAAUAAUAAAGUCCAAAAAUUGUAUCCAAGUUGUAAAAGCAAAUGAGUCAAUAAGAGAAAUUAAACUUAGGGGAAAACAUAAAACAAUUAAAAUAUGAAUAUUUGAGAGGAGUUUGGGAAAUAGUAUAAGAGAGUGUCCAAGCAAAUGGUGACGAUGAAGUAGAAUUUGACAUUGAUGUACUCCCUACUAAAACUGCCAGAAAAUUAGAAGCUUAUGUAACAAGUAGAUUAUAAGCAAAAAAACAUAAAAAUGAUGAUGAAGAGAAAUCCUUAGAUCCUGAUUCUUCAGAUUAAUGA
This is a messenger RNA of Paramecium tetraurelia, 645 nucleotides long. RefSeq lists its product as uncharacterized. The record is from RefSeq and is a predicted model, not a curated record. NCBI's taxonomy places the organism in Eukaryota, Ciliophora, Oligohymenophorea, Peniculida, Parameciidae. The transcript has 4 exons.